Fusarium subglutinans is the source of this 1182-nucleotide messenger RNA. Its product is annotated as terpene synthase. The transcript has a single exon. Bases 1 to 1182 code for a protein of 393 amino acids. Lineage: Eukaryota; Fungi; Ascomycota; Sordariomycetes; Hypocreales; Nectriaceae. The record is from RefSeq and is a predicted model, not a curated record.
AUGGGGGAUCAUCACGACCACGACGAGCUUCUAAGUCUCCCGUUUGAAGGCUCUGGUGCUUUGAUUCCGUUGACACGAUUAUAUCACCCACCAUCUCCGCACAAAGUACAUCCAGGAGCAGACUCAGUCAUUGAGCAGGUUCAGCAAUGGCUGUACACGCAUCUUGAGCAACUGGGCGCUGAGAAGCUCAUCAAGGGCAUCGUCAACGAGACAGCAUCCAUGUGCACCUACCUCUACCCAAACGCCGACGAUGAAGGAAUCUUUCUCGCCACAGGCUUCAUGACUGUGCAAUUUAUCAAUGACGACAUCUUUGAUAGCGCUGCUAUUCUCAAGGCCAUUAAGGCGACUCCGUCGGGACAACGUCUGGCUAGGGAUCUUCAGAAGAUGCGCGAUACUCCACAGCGGAUGGCAGACGGUAUUUUAUCCGCUGCGCGUAUAAUGGAGAAUCCUGAGGCAUAUGCAGAGUGCCGCGAGGUGGUUUCGGACUUGGAGACAGACCCGUUCCUUCUGGGAGCUAUACACGGGCUUUCGACGCGUAUGCACAGCCGCGGCCGACGCAUCAAUAAGGAGCGCUUUGAGGUCUGGCUGGCCAAAUCAUGCACUGCCAUGAAGGACUUUGGCAAGUCUCAUGCCCUGAUCUACAGUGAAGCGAAAAACAUGACCGUCGAAGAAUACGCAGACCACAAAUUGAGGAAUUCUGGAAUGAUCUACACCGUUCUAUUCGUCGAGAUGGCAAUGGGUACCUUUCUUUCUAAGCAGCACAAUGCUAUUCCAGAAAUCCGUCAGAUGCAGCAGCACUCCGAAAAGAUUGGCUCAUUACUGAAUGAGAUUUUCUCAUAUGAGAAAGAAACAUUUUUGGAGAAUACAAAUAAUCUACUCGCCGUGCUGGUGCGUACGGAGAAGAUUAGUUUAUAUGAGGCCGCGAGACGAGUCGUACAAAUGUCACAGAGACAUGCCCAGGAGGUGAAGCGCUUGCGGAUUGAGAUUGAAGCUGAGUGUGGUGACGAUAAUGGAGAAAAUGCUAUCCUGAAGGCGUACGUCGCGGAUAUGGAGCUGUUUGGUGCGGCGUGUUGGUUUUGGCAACUUCAGGGCACGAAGCGAUACUUCUCCAAGACGUCGCCAUUUGCUGAGCUGCGACUGGAGGCAGAAGCUGAGGAUGCAUAUCAAAGUUGCUCCUACUAA